This is a messenger RNA of Arabidopsis lyrata subsp. lyrata, 1212 nucleotides long. RefSeq names its product cyclic pyranopterin monophosphate synthase, mitochondrial. NCBI's taxonomy places the organism in Eukaryota, Viridiplantae, Streptophyta, Magnoliopsida, Brassicales, Brassicaceae. Gene Ontology annotation, biological process: Mo-molybdopterin cofactor biosynthetic process. The record is from RefSeq and is a predicted model, not a curated record. The transcript has 3 exons. The coding region runs from base 87 to 917 and encodes 276 amino acids.
AUUUCCCCGGUUUAGCAGAACCCUACUUUUAAGUUUUAACUUUUAACUACUUCGAUUCUGUUCUUGAUCUCUUGUGGUGAAAUAUAAUGAUUUCGAUGCUCCGUCGCGCCGUGUUUCUCCGUCGAUUUCCGGCGGUGAUUUCUCCGAUAAAAAGGGCUUUCAGCAGUAAAAUUCACGAUGAAAUCGAUCCCCAAAUCAUGAAUAUACAUGAGCUGAAUCAGGAAAUGAAGUCAAUCUUUGGAGAAGAACCCUCUCCCGAUGGAUUUUCCGGUCCUACGACAAUGGAUUUCUCUGAGUUGAAAUCCAAAAUUGAACCUUUGAAAUCUGCAAAUCUGGAGAAUUCUGAUUUUAGAUCACAUAUUGAGUAUCAGAAAUCUACGCGCUCGAGCAAGAACGAUUCACAAGCUAUAGAACAAUCUGCAAAAGUGGCUUGUGAUAUGUCUAAGCUAACCCAUGUUGGGAUCUCAGGGGAAGCUCAAAUGGUGGAUGUUUCUUCUAAGGACAAUACUAAGAGAACUGCAUUGGCUUGUUGUAAAGUUAUUCUUGGGAAAAGAGUUUUCGAUUUGGUGUUAGCGAAUCAAAUGGGUAAAGGAGAUGUUCUUGGAGUGGCGAAAAUCGCUGGCAUUAACGGAGCAAAACAAACUAGUAGCUUAAUACCAUUGUGUCAUAACAUUUCUCUUACGCAUGUUCGUGUAGACUUAAGACUAAACCCUGAGGAUUUUAGUGUUGACAUUGAAGGAGAAGCUUCUUGCACUGGAAAAACCGGAGUUGAGAUGGAAGCUAUGACUGCUGUAUCAGUUGCUGGGUUAACGGUUUACGAUAUGUGUAAGGCUGCUUCGAAAGAUAUCAGUAUUACAGACGUGAGACUCGAGCGUAAAACUGGUGGAAAGAGCGGGUAUUGGUCUAGAGGGGAGUGAACACAAAGAAUAUUUGUCUCUGUAGCUAUGGAGAUUGGAACUUCGUUUAGUGCGAUGGCUUGUUCGGACCAGUAAAACCGGCUGCUGCGAGAAGAUCCUGUCAACGUACCAACCGGACAAGUACGGAUUUCUUUAAUUGUAAAGCAUUUGAUAUGGAAUAUGAGAAUUUCACCUAAACCCUAUGAGAAACAAUUUAUGAAGCGAACGUGUUUGAUAGAAAAAUCAAUGCUUGCAACUGUGAAGACUGAAAAGUCAUGAUACACUGUUCAGACUUAAUUCAUAUUAUGUCCACAUU